AUGGACGCAGCUCACAUUCUUCUAGGGAGGCUGUGGCAGUUUGAUAUGAAGGUGAUCCAUGAUGGUUAUUAUAACAAGUACAUGUUUGAGCACCGAGGCAAGAAGAUCACCUUAACCCCAAUGACUCCGCGACAAAUUCAUGAUGACCUUCAGAAAAUGAGGGAAAGAGAGAAAAAUGAAAAAAGAAUUGAAAAAAAUAGUGAACAGAGUGUUGAAAAGGAAAGAGGAAGCAAAACAGAGAAAAAUAAAAGUGAGGAAAAAGAAAAAACAAAGAAAAAUUUCAUUGGGAAAAAGAGAGAUGUUGAAAAAGUAAUAAGAGCGGGGAGGCAAGUUUUUCUUUUGUUGUAUAAAGGACCCAACGAGGGUACUACUAAUCCUAGUCAUUUGCCCGAGGCAAUAACUUCUUUAAUGCAGGAAUUCAAAGAUGUUUGUCCGGAAGAACUUCCUGCCGGUUUACCACCGUUGAGGGGGAUUGAACACCAAAUUGACUUGGUGCCAGGAAUGCCAUUACCGAAUAGGCCUGCCUACCGAUGUAACCCGGAGGAGACUAAGGAAAUCCAAAAGCAAGUUAAUGAACUCUUGGCCAAAGAGAAAAUCCGGGAAUGCCUAAGCUGUGUGCCGUUCCAGUUUUGCUAG
Ipomoea nil (Japanese morning glory) is the source of this 636-nucleotide messenger RNA. RefSeq lists its product as uncharacterized. The coding region runs from base 1 to 636 and encodes 211 amino acids. The record is from RefSeq and is a predicted model, not a curated record. NCBI's taxonomy places the organism in Eukaryota, Viridiplantae, Streptophyta, Magnoliopsida, Solanales, Convolvulaceae. The transcript has a single exon.